GGAUCCCAAAUCUCAAAUGUCUCUCCGCGUAUGUAAAGCCGAUCGAAAACAGAGGAAAGAAGCUAAGCAGGUGUGCAGAGCAGUGCGAUUGAAUGGGCAUUUGGUUCCAACUGUAAUAACAGAAAAAAUAACCGUCUCUUCAUGUAGAUGUAGAGAAGAGAAGUAGAAAUAAUAGAGCAAAGAACACUUGAGUACGAAGAGGAUAAAGGAGGAGUUAAAGGUUCGGAUCCAUCGAGAUCCGGGUGGGAAUGGCGGAGUUGUUACAGGAGUCGGGUUGGGAGGAACUCAGGAAGGAGGCUCGCAAGAUCGAGGGCGAUCUCGACGUCAAGCUCUCUUCCUAUGCUAAACUGGGCGCCAGAUUGACUCAAGGAGGUUAUGUCGAUAGCGGGUCACCAACUGUUGGAUCCGGCAGGUCAUGGAAGUCCAUGGAAAUGGAAAUUCAAUCUUUGCUUGAGAAAUUACUGGAUACCAAUGAUGCUAUGAGUCGAUGUGCUGCAUCUGCUGCACCUACUACUUCAGUUACCCAAAAGCUUGCAAGGCACAGGGACAUACUUCACGAGUUUACCCAGGAAUUUAGACGAACCAAGGGGAAUAUAAACUCAAUGAGAGAACAUGCUGAGCUUCUCAGUUCUGUAAGAGAUGAUAUCAGUGAGUACAAGGCAUCUGGUAGUAUGUCUCCAAGAAUGCAGUUACUACGGGAGAGAGCUGCCAUACAUGGAAGCAUUGCUCAUAUGGAUGAUGUGAUUAGUCAAGCUCAAUCUACAAGGGCAGCCUUGGGUUCACAGAGGGCUUUUUUUGGUGAUGUUCAAGGGAAAGUGAAGCUACUAAGCGAUAAAUUUCCUAUUAUACGUGGUUUACUUGGUUCAAUUAGGAGAAAGCGAUCAAGAGAUACUCUCAUUCUGUCUGCCGUCAUUGCAGCUUGUACAUUAUUUCUUAUUAUUUAUUGGCUUUCGAAAUAACUUUGUCCUUGAUUUAUAGAAAAGACAAGUCAGAAAGAUGGUGGGUCUUAUUUUCAGGAAUUUUGCAUAUGUUACUUGUUAGAACAAAUCAAGUUCACUGUUUAAAGAUUGUGGUACCUUUUUGUGGUGCCGUUACCUUACAAACUUCCCAUUGUGUAUUUAAAGUAGUUUCUCUCUUUCAAA
This is a messenger RNA of Cornus florida, 1142 nucleotides long. RefSeq names its product Golgi SNAP receptor complex member 1-2. The transcript has 6 exons. Gene Ontology annotation, molecular function: SNAP receptor activity. NCBI's taxonomy places the organism in Eukaryota, Viridiplantae, Streptophyta, Magnoliopsida, Cornales, Cornaceae. The coding region runs from base 249 to 959 and encodes 236 amino acids. The record is from RefSeq and is a predicted model, not a curated record. Gene Ontology annotation, cellular component: Golgi medial cisterna; Golgi membrane; SNARE complex. Gene Ontology annotation, biological process: vesicle fusion; endoplasmic reticulum to Golgi vesicle-mediated transport.